AUGGCUGCAUUGGAAAUGGCCUAUCACGUGGAAACGUACAGCUCGGGAACCCACGGCAGAGCGAUCUGCAACGCCCGCACGCAUCACUGGGUCGCCGAUGACGGCGGCGGCGACGCGGUGGGAGCCGGGGAACUGUUCCUCUCCGGCAUCACCGCCUGCGCCGUGAACAUGGUCGAGCGAAUCGCCUUGACCGACGACUCCCCGGUGGACUUCAUGGAAGUGACCGCCGAAGCCUUCCGCGAUCCGGAAGCAACCCCCGGCGACGUUAGCCUUUACGCCGACGUGCGCAUCCACUUCAAGAUCUGGGGCGUUGACGACGACCAGGGCAACUACCUGGUGGACACGUGGAAAAAGCGUUGA
Molecule: messenger RNA, 360 nt
Organism: Geodia barretti
Lineage: Eukaryota; Metazoa; Porifera; Demospongiae; Tetractinellida; Geodiidae
Source: the annotation of a GenBank genome assembly